CCACUUCUCAUCCAUAAAUAACAAGGCUCGACGAACGGCGUUGCGAUAUAAGUUUACCGAGCACAAUCUUAUCAAUUAUCUUGCCGUCGGCGGAAGGGUUGCUUCUAUAUCCUCCAGAAUGAGGUUCAUUGUCCUUGGUAUACUGGGGAUUGUUCCUAAGUCAUUGGGAUCGAGCUACUUUGAGACAUCAUCAGAUGGUUAUCGCCCUUUCGACCCCGGAUACACCAUCGGCGCGUACCCCCAGGACUUUACACUUGUGGGAUCAUCUCUAGAACCUAUUCACGAUUCUCAAAAGCCUUCCACGGGCCUAGCUGUCGACUCCUCUCAUAACCUCUACCUAACUUAUCCUCGCAACUCUGGACAAACACCAAAUAACGUGGUGCUUUGCACGUCUUACAAUGACGAGGUACCAUGGCCCAAUGCAGACAUGCAGAACUGUACUGUUGGUCAAGAUCCCAGAACCUGCUUCAUCAAUGUCCAAAACAUCGUUCUAGACAACCGGGGAAGGCUGUGGGUGGUGGAUAGCGGGAUUCCAGCCAACGCUAGCCCAGACACAAAUGCGCUGUUUGGAGGCGCAAAACUGAUGAGCUUCAACGAGACGACGGGAGAGCACCUCCGGACCUAUGUGAUUCCCCAAGAUCUUUUGUCGCAUAGGAUGAAUAUGAACGAUAUGCGUGUCAACACGACUGCAGGUGGAAGAGACGGGUAUGCUUUUGUUACAGAUGCUAGCAAGAAUAGCUCGUUAUUGGCAGUGGAUCUCGAAAAUGGAAGUGCAGUACGCAGACUGUUCAACACGAGCGUUGUCCGGGCAGACGAGAACUAUGUUGGGUCAUAUGGCGGCGAGCUCAUAUACACUUGGAACGGCACUCAAAAGAGUCAUCUCACUACGGCCGCCGAUGGCAUCGCGUUGGCAUCUGGCAACUUCUACUGGGGCGUCCUGGCUUCCCGGCGCUUCUACUACAUCUCUCAGGAGAUUCUUGUCAACCAGAAUCUCACAGACGAAGAGGUCCUUGCUGCCGUGCAAGACCCGGGUCAAUGUGGUUCAGAACAAGCUGGCUUCACCGCUGACGACCGAGGCCGAGUGUAUAUCGCAGCGAGCGAACAGAACGCUAUAUACUAUGUCGACACACUAGAAAGUGAAACCAAUAUGACAGUCAAUGGUAACUUACCUGGGGGGUCCGGUCUUAUCCCACCAGAGGACUACGUGGUGAAGACGUUGGUGAGGAACGCGAUGAUUCAACAUGCCGAUUCCAUGGCCAUCUUGGACGGUUGGCUGUACUUUAACACAAAUCAGCUUACGUUGGGUCCUGGAUUCCAAUACAAUAAUACAGACAAGAGGAGAGGCCCAUUCCGUAGCUUUAGAUUAUGGAUCGGACGGGGACCAGCGGUGGCAUAGUAUUGUAUGUCCGUACGAAGAAGCUUGUUUGCUGGGCUACCCUCUGGAUCCAAAAACCUAUCUUAAAGACACACAUUGUUAUUUCCUAAACAGAGUUGCAGCGCAGAUUACUAUGCAAGUCUUCAGGGUACAUUCUAUCCUACGAGGAUACCAUUCACGAAAAAUAAGCUUCGAGGUAUCUGGAAGGGUGGACUGGUAUUGAGCUUCUUUUCAUAUUGCUUUGUGUCGAGAAACCUCUCAGU
Molecule: messenger RNA, 1638 nt
Organism: Alternaria alternata
Lineage: Eukaryota; Fungi; Ascomycota; Dothideomycetes; Pleosporales; Pleosporaceae
Exons: 2
Coding region: 119-1396 (425 amino acids)
Source: RefSeq, a predicted model, not a curated record